AUGUCUGCCAUUGAAUACAACGAUUUGCUUUUCAAAGUAAGCCAGAGACUCAACGAGCUGAAUGUAGACAGACGAUUGCUCGUUAUGUGCAGAGGGAAGCUGGCGCCUUGUAGCGAAGAACACCUUACAGAUGUCUUACAGUUGUUUUGGGCAUUAGAAGAGAAGGAAUAUCUAGGACCUGAUAGACUGGGUGUAUUGAAAGACGUCAUAGGAGGUUUAGAGGAAUGGUCUCUUUUAGAAAAUGUCGAAAAGUUUGAGACCAAAAGAAAGGAGUAUCAUAGUUUGCUUGAGCAGAUUAUUCAGGCACUCGACGAGCUAAAUGAUGUGGAACAGCUCGUCUCGAUUUGUAAAGGAAAGAUAUCAGACGAGAGGCAAGGCAACAUUCGGGAUGUUCGAUCAUUGUUUCAAGAACUGAAGAACAACAGCUGUCUGGAAAUUAAUCGUCUUGAUAUCUUGAAGGAGAUUUUAAUACAAACGGAUAAAAGAGACCUGCUUGAGAAGGUGGAAGAGUUCGAGGAACGAAGAAAUCGGGAACAUAAGUCUGAAAGGCGAGCAGGUGCUUAUUUAAGCCUCUUAAACCGUUAUUCCUUUUUUUCAUCAUUAAGUAAAUAAAAUCUAACCUUAUUAUUGGGUGAUGUAACCAAUUUUUUUGGGCUUGUUUGCUUUCAGCACGAUUAGCUGCCAUUGUUUCCUCGGCUAGCGGAAAUCUAACAGGAGGUAAGAUGUAAGAUGCAAAUUAAAUGUUUAGAUAGGAGAAGGUAAACAGGUCGCCACGGAAAAGACUUUGGACUAAUGUUGCACAAUGCCGUUUGUUUUAAAUUACACUUUCAGCCCGGAAAUUCAAGCCCCCGGUGCUACGUAUCGUAAAUUUCUGCCUGUAUCUUACUUAUUUCACUCCAAAUUGAGGAAUGUAAAUUGUGGUUCUGGCGAGAAUUUUCUUUGACGUGCAUGGCCAAGCAUGGCCAUGAAUAAACUUGCCCUUUUGUCCUGAUUUUCUAUCAGCGAAUGAGCCUGGAUACAGACCCUUAUCAAUUUUGACUAAAUAAAAUAGUUUUCUCAUAGUUCGUUUCAAAUUUAUUAUUGAAUAAAUAGUUCUUAUUUUUGAAAUAAAUGUAACUGCAAUAUCUAACAUGAAGCAUUUCGAUAACCCCCCCCCCCCCCAAACAAACAAAACAAAGAAAUACGAACAGACGCAAAAGAAAGACAAACCAGAAAAACUAAAAGAUAGAGAAGAAGCAAUAAAAGGACUGCAGAAACAAAAGAUAAGAAACAGUUUUGUUUUUUGGGGGGGGGGGGGGGGGGUUUAUCAAAAUGAUUCAUGUUAGAUAUUGCAGUUACAUUUAUUUCAAAAAUAAGAACUAUUUAUUCAAUAAUAAAUUUGAAACGAACUAUGAGAAAACUAUUUUAUUUAGUCAAGUUUUUUAAAAAACAUGAGAACGAAUCACAGACAGCACUGAUUUGCUAUCCCCCCCCCCCCCCCCCCGAAAAAAAAAAGCAUUGAUUGCUUUUGCCUGGGUCUAGUGGAGUUUUCAAUUACUCUACUAAUCUAUUGUCUGUGAUCUUGAGACAAUCUUGAGCCGGAUUGCUACUUCGUAUGUUGCAGUUUUGACUAUCAAGACCGUAUUCAAGGUAGCCGCCGGGGGUAUUGUUAUUGCUUCCGCCUUUGAACUCCUGAGACGUGGUUCCAGUUAUGAUCAACUCGUCACUGCCAUUUCUACUUGCGUUCUCCCUGCUGGUGCUAAACUAGUGCAGAUAACUGAAGGAAGUGUUAAUCUCAAAGUUCAAGCAGAGCACAUUUCAGCUCUGGACACUUUGUGGAGUUUGUACAAAGAUGGGACGCUUAAGGAAGGUCUGGAAGACUUAUUUAUCACCGAUGAGGUAACAGAAAUUGCCGGUGGAGAGCAAGUGGAAUUGAUUGUGACCAUCGAUGAACAAGAAUACAAUAAGGCCCGAAAAGAGUUAAGCAUGGAAGCACAAAGAGGUGAUUAAAGACCUUUUAUCAGUUCAAUUUACUCUCAAAUACUUUCUGCUAGCGGCAAGUACUCAGGAUUUAGGACAUGAAGGUCUUAAUGAAAGAUGGGGGAGGGUCCAUAUGCCGUUUGUACAUUCAAAUUCUCGGUCUUUGUUUGUUAUCGAUAAAAUGCAAAUUAACUAUUUCAAGAGAGAAUUAUUCUCUCUUGAUUAUUUUCAUUCUUUAUUUACGUCACUUACACAGUUUAAACUCUAUACAAAGUGUAUAACUUGAAAUAAUUCAUUAUUUAGGACUUUAUCACUGACUGGAAUAGUCUGCCAUCUGACUAGUCAACAACAGAUUCAACUGCAGCUUUUAAGGCCACCGUCUCAGACUACAUAAUGCUUGUCCCUUCCUAUUUAUUGUAUUUCUAUUUUUAUUAUUAGUAGUAGCACUUUAGUUUAUUUAUAGUUAAGGAGCUUGUGACUAUAUCUAUAAAAGACUUUGCAAGGUAAAAUAUGUAAAAUAAUGUAACAUGUUAAUUUUUACCGAAAACUACCGCUUACAAACCCUGGCUUCUACAUCUUCGUAAGGGGUUUUAGGGCUUAAAAAAAAAAGGGUGCCAACUUUCCUCACUUGCAGCCAGUGGCUGAAUUGCGGAGGAAUUAGAGAAGUGACAUCGGACGUCAGCAUGUAAAGGCUUACUCUUGCAGCCACUUCAGUCCAUGUUUUGAUCACACCUCGCCCACCCAGACCGAUUGCGGCACAAGUCAGACAGACCAUGAUAACAUCGGGGCCUACGUCCCGUUCUCUUUUCAGACAAUGCCACGAGUUCUUUACGUCCCCUUCCAACUGAAGUACAAGGAUGAAGAAGACAAGGCCAAUGGCUUAACGUCACCGCCUAAUGACCUUGGUUUGAUGGUAUGGCCGGGGUUUGAAGUCACGACCUCCCGCUCAGAAGAUCGGCGCUCUUGCAACUGAGCUAACCGGGUGGCGGUUAAAUCCGACUGGGCUUAUGACCGCAAAAAAAGCGCUUCGAAACAAGCUAUUAAUAGCAGUGCCGAUCAAAAUCUUUUAGCAUUAAUUGGUGUUAAUUAAACUUGAAAACUUUAUAAGACGAAUUCAUUUUAAUGCAUUUGGAGGGGGCUUUGAUCCGGGGGGCUCUUAUUCAGAUUUAUACUUUUUUUUGUUUACCGGUAGAUGGACCUACGGCUGAGGCGGAGGGGGGAUCGCAUGUGGGGCCUACUUCUCCAUUUUUGAUUUGAUUUUCCUCUACUUUCGACUGAGUUUCCGUUUAAUUUGCACUAAGAUGAAUUUUAUUGUAUGAAGGUCCUGUUGAUGAGAGAGAGGAGUGGCAGGAGAAACUCGCUUACAUUCAGAGUUAUUUAGAGCAAUCCAAGGACAGUGAUUCCUACAGCGUCACAACGGAAACAAGCGACAGUGGAAUGGCGGAAUCACGCGUUGCACCAUCUGAGCUUGGAAUGGAAGAAACCAGCGGUAAGAUACUCCUUAUAUGAAUAAACUUUUCGGUCAAUUUAUCUUGGACAAUCGGAACAACGAAUUUUUUCAGUUUUAUAUUUUUAUCAGAAACCUGGUUCCUUUUCAAGCGUCUGUUAAAAAAACAAAACACCCGUGAGGCAAGUCAUUUAACCAUCAUAAUCCCCACUAUACAGACUCUUAGUUACUUGUUUGCAGUUAGUUUUGACAGUUGAUAGGAUCGACAAAGUUUCUUCUUGCAUUUUUCAGCUCUUUUGUUCACUUUCCUAGAUUCCAUUUUCAAUCUUUGUUUGAAAGAUGUGAGUAAAGCAGUGACAUCUGAACUGACAUGCAGACUUGGAACUGACCCUUUUGCUCUACAGCGAUUUUAUCAAUCAUUUGGGCUUGAUCCUGUGAAAUUGCUUCCCGAAAGCCUUGAAGAAUUCUUCCCCGACACCCCAAUCAAGCUGUUAAGAGACGUGUUUGAUGAGCUGCAGUUAUAUGACCUUGUAGAGUUGCUGGACAAAGUAAAACCACGCACACUUCGUCCUGUCUUCCCCCUUAAAGAGAUCAGAAAGGCUCUAAAUGCCGCAAAUCGCCCAACAAAGUUUUACAGCAAAGCAGAGGUUUUCAUUAUAAAGUUCUCUGAAAGUGUUGCUGCAGAUUACAAUGUGUUGAGUUUUACAUCGUUUCUUAAAGCCUUAAAUUCAAAGAGUAACAUAACUACAGUUACCUCAAGGAAUUUGGCUAAAACGUUAAGAACCUUCAAGGAAACAAAGAAGAUGGUCGAAGAGGAAGACAGGAAAGCAAACACGAAAGAAACGAAGUUAAAGGAACUUUUAGACAAAAGGGUGCCAUUUAGCUGGUAUAAGCACAAAAGCCCACGGCUGACGUUGUCCGUCGGCCGCAACAGCAAUGAGCACCUAUUGAAAGCGUUCUACAAAGAGGAGCAGGAAAUGAGAAAAGAACUAGAAAAUGUGAUAAAACAGAGAGAGCAGUGGACGAAAGAGAUAAAACCUAAAAUCGAGAAGGAGAUAAAACAAAAGGAGGAGGAACUACAAAGAGAGAAUGAGAAAUUCCAAAUGGCUGUUUGCGACGUCAUGGACAAAUGGAUGUGCCAAGCGAGCGAUGAAGGUUUGUUUAGCAGUAAGAAAGUGUUUGGCUCUAUGCAUGUUUUUUAGAAGUGACUCCUUGUCUGGUUCUUUGCUGUUUUCCGGGAAGAGCAUGCGCCCGAAACUCCCUAGUCCUGAUGGGCACUAUCGCGCCAAUAUUGCCACUGUAUACUAUUAAUAUCUCUAGGCACCCUCUAUCACAAAAUCCUCCGUCCGCCCCUGACAAUCACCUUUCGCCUGAAGGACGCUCUACUUUUAUGAACAACCCGAUAGUACGGAUAGCAGCUAAAUUCCAAUACAUUAUUACGGACUCUCGCUGUUAUGAACACUGGCUGCCUGCUGUCACAUCUACGACGUAACUAAAGUUUAACUUAAGUCAGUGUCAAGUUAGGUGAUGUCAUACCUAACUGUAGUUAGUGCUUUCGGUCGACAUUGCGGUCACACCACGCAGUUAACAACAGUUAGUUCUAAUUAGCCUAGUAAAUUUUUUGUUUGUUGGUUUUGGUUUCCCCCUCGCUUCACGCUUGGUUUUUAUUUUGCAUAUUUAUAUAUACUCAUCUCGCACGUGCGAAAAGAAGUGUCACAUUCUGAUUGGUUGUUUGUUUGCAAAAUUAAGACUAACCCACCAACCCUGCUUGGGUAUAACUAUAGUUAGUCUGUAUUGUUUUGGAUCACCGAGGCGUAAAUUUUCUAACUAUAGUUAGAGCGAACAGAGAAGCGGUCCGACAUUACCGAAAUAGCUAACAAUAGUUAUCCCCGUCUUAACUAUAGUUAGUAGUCCAGAUGUGACCGCAGCCACUAUCUCAUGGUCUCGAGGUCGUCCGCAUAGAAAGUCAGAGUUGUACAUGUACUUCCAUACAAAGAUCUUGAAACCGGAAGGCCGCAGUUGACUUUCCUCUGCCCCCACUUGAGAAAUUGGUGCUGAAAACAGUUCUUAAACAUACCUAGAGCGCGUUUGUUUCUCUGGGGUCUAGUUUUUCAGUAAAGUGACUUCAAAUUAACCAAUCUUACAAAAAUGUAAGAAAAAUGGACCGUUUUAACAUUCUUCUACCUACAUAUUUUUCCUCCUUAAGAUAUGUGUAGCCAUUACGUCAGACGAUGAUAACUGUCGUAGCCUGUUCCAUGCUCCAAGAUAGUAAUGUAGGGUCAAUUUUAAUAAAGAGUUCUUCCAGUUGAAGAAUUUUCAAGUCGCCAUGAACACUUUAAUGGAUCAUGGACAACAACAAAUCACAGCGCGCGUAGCGUUCUAUUUCCACUAUCGUCGCCUACCAUUGAAAUAUUACUGUACUUACUUAGGAGGUGAAAAACAACAAUUCUUAAUCUCACAAUCCUGCUCUUGAAUUUGUUUCACGCAAAGAAAGCAUUUCAGGCUUCCAGAAAUUUGGCACCUACAGCACAGCGAAUUUGUUGCCAUCAUCGAUUAUGGUUGAAUAGCUUAAGUUACUAACACUAAUACUCGUGUCCUCAUUAAGGCUGUCUAUCAGCGCACUCGAAAACUUUAACCUGGUCCAUUUCAUUUCUUUGUAGGUGAGGAAUCAACCUUGUAUGUCGUGCUUUUUAUGGAGAAUUUAACUAUCAGAUAUGAUGAAGUUAGAGAAUUGCUGAAGAGGACACGAAGGUGUUUGAGAGAAAAAUUCGCAUCUAUUCCAAACACGAAGCUAGUAAUCAGUUCCAAUACCUGGUCAAGUUGGGGCGAUGGAAAUAUUCCCCAGGAAACUCUUGAAGUACGCCUUAGUGAGAGUGAAAGAGACUUAAUCCUGGGUUUGAUUGUGGAACUACUUGAGAAUCGCUGGCAGACAUUAGACUUAAUUUCGGUGUUCCGAGAAGUACAAAGGACUGUAUCUAUCAAGAAGACUCCCCAGCAUCAACAUUUUAA
Porites evermanni is the source of this 6415-nucleotide messenger RNA. NCBI's taxonomy places the organism in Eukaryota, Metazoa, Cnidaria, Anthozoa, Scleractinia, Poritidae. The record is from the annotation of a GenBank genome assembly.